CAACAAUUUUUCAUCUCUAGGAAAAUCCCACCUUCUAAAAUGGUUUACGCUUUAAGUGAAAAACACAGACAAUUGACCGAAAGCUCGUUGGCUUCCUAUGAUCCAGAAGUUGAUGCUAUCAUCAAGGAUGAAAUUGAAAGACAAAAACACUCCAUCGUUUUGAUCGCCUCUGAAAACUUCACCACUAAAUCUGUUUUUGAUGCAUUGGGAACUCCGAUGUGUAACAAAUACAGUGAAGGUUAUCCAGGUGCUAGAUACUAUGGUGGUAACGAACAUAUCGACAGGAUGGAAAUCUUGUGUCAAGAAAGAGCUUUAAAAGCUUUCAACUUGACAAGUGAUAAGUGGGGUGUUAAUGUACAGACUUUAUCUGGAUCACCUGCUAACUUACAAGUUUACCAAGCGUUGAUGAAGCCUCACGAGAGAUUGAUGGGCUUGGACUUGCCUCAUGGUGGCCACUUGUCUCAUGGUUACCAAACAGACGCCAGAAAGAUUUCUGCCGUCUCUACCUACUUCGAAACCAUGCCUUACAGGGUCGAUUUGGAAACUGGCAUUAUUGACUACGACAUGUUGGAAAAAACAGCUUUAUUAUACAGACCAAAAAUUUUGGUGGCUGGUACUUCAGCUUAUUGUCGAUUGAUUGACUACAAAAAGAUGAGAGAAAUUGCUGACAAGGUUGGUGCUUACUUGGUUGUGGACAUGGCUCACAUUUCAGGUUUAAUCGCUGCUGGAGUCAUCCCCUCUCCCUUCGAGUACGCUGACGUUGUUACUACCACUACUCAUAAAUCUUUGAGAGGCCCAAGAGGUGCUAUGAUCUUCUUCAGAAGAGGAGUUAGAUCUGUCAACCCCAAGACUGGUGAGGAAAUCUUAUAUGACUUAGAAAACCCAAUCAAUUUCUCUGUUUUUCCUGGUCACCAAGGUGGUCCACACAACCACACUAUUUCUGCUUUAGCCACUGCUUUGAAACAGGCUGCUGCCCCAGAGUUUAAGGAAUACCAAUUACAGGUGUUGAAGAAUGCUAAAAUAUUAGAGCAAGAAUUUUUGUCUCGCGGCUACAACUUAGUUAGUAAUGGUACUGACUCUCAUAUGGUUUUGGUGUCUUUGAAAGAUAAGAAGAUGGAUGGUGCUAGGGUUGAAACUAUCUGCGAAAAUAUCAACAUUGCUUUGAAUAAGAACUCCAUCCCAGGUGAUAAGUCUGCUUUAGUUCCAGGUGGUAUCAGAAUUGGAGCUCCAGCAAUGACGACCAGAGGAUUGGGUGAAGAAGACUUCAAGAAGAUUGUUAGUUACAUUGACCAAGCCGUUAUUAUCGCCAAAGAGAUUCAAGACAGUUUGCCAAAGAGCGCUAACAGGUUGAGAGACUUCAAAGCUGCUGUUGUUCAAGGUAGUGAACAGAUCUCGAGCUUGAAACAAGAAAUUAGUGCUUGGGCCGGUGAAUUUCCAUUAGCCACUUAAGCGGUUUCUUCAAAAAUAAUUCAUUAAUUAACUUAAUGAAUAUUAUGACUAAUGAUUUCGCAGGUUACGAUUACUCAACUAUUCGUAGUUCAAAUCGUUAUUAAUAAGUAGUUUUUCCGUAUAUACAUAUGUUUAUAUUUGUCUUCGUAACGAGAAAUACAGGUGUUAUUACUUACAAAAGACCAACCUUCUUGAACUCAUUUUCAGUGAUACCUUCAGCUUCCCACCUUUUCAAGUCUUGUUCGUCGAACCUUUGCCCCUUCAAAUAUAUAGUAGGAACCCACUUACGUCCAGCAAGUUCUGUUAUAGCGCUUUCCAAUUUCGAAGCUUCUGCUUGGUCCUCAAACUUAUCCAAUUCGAUAAUAUGGACUUUGGAUUUCACAUGAUAUUUGUCCCAAAUUCUGUAAGUAUACUGACAGUCUCCACACCAAGUCUUGGAAACCAUAAGGAAAUCGUUUUUGGAGAUGAGCUCUUUAGCUCUUUUCAAGUAGUCUGGCAUUUGAGGAUAAAUUAUAGGAGUCAAACAAGAUUUGCGCGAAGAAAUAUCGUCAUUGCAGAAUUCCCGGCCUGAACACUACCCUCAACUAUCUGAAUAUCACUAAGGUAAACAUUGCUGACCAUACAAGCAGGAUUUUCUACGCCAUGCAGAGAUGAGUCUCUAUUAAUUGUCUCAAGCUUUCUUCUUGUAUCAGUUUUGUUUUUUCCACUCUCACGGUCCAAUCCUCCGUCACGUUCACUUUUGUGCAUCAUCCGAUCGCGCUAAAAAUCCGGAGUAUAUGGUGCAUCAUUUGGUCAAAUUCACUGACCUGUAUGUCAAUAAUAAUGCUGUGGACAUUAAACUACGUACCACGCCAUAUUUCUUGUGGUCUCCUGUUUCAAUUCUUUGAUAAAAUACUCACCCUUUUCUAAUUAUUAAUAGAUCAGUAUCCCCCUAAUAUUGCUACCCUCAUAUAAAUUUUAAAAGGAACAUAAUAGUCCGAGACUUUUUUUUCACCAGAACAAAAAACAAAAACAUUUUUUUUGAAUAUAUCUACAUAUUGGACGAUUCUUUUCAGAAAUGAAUUCUCAAUUAAAGGAAGUAGUAGAUAAGGUUGCUGCUGAGUAUUCUAUCAGCAAUGAGUUCUUGAUCAAGGCCACCGACAAAUUUGAAGAAUCUAUGGACCAAGGUUUGAAAUCUUCUCCUGCCAGAGAAUACAUGCCAAUGAUUCCCACCUUUGUCACUGAUAUCCCUACUGGAAAAGAAAGAGGCUUGUUCUUAGCAGGUGACUUAGGUGGUACCAACUUCAGGGUUUGCUCUAUUUAUUUGAAUGGGGACCACUCAUUUGACUUGAAGCAGUCCAAGUUCAAGAUUCCUUUGGAUUUGAUGACAAAUUCUACUGCUGAAGACCUUUUCAGCUACCUAGCAACAAAGGUUGAUGCCUUCUUGGAUGAGCACCAUAAAGAAUUUAGAGCUGAAGGUAGUGAAAUUUUGAAAUUGGGAUUCACUUUUUCUUUCCCAGUGAACCAAACUGCAUUAAAUAAAGGUACUUUGAUAAGAUGGACUAAAGGAUUCGAUUUACCAGAUUGUGUGGAUAAAGAUGUAGUAGAGUUGUUACAAACCCAUCUCGAUAACUUAAAAGCCAAUGUUAAGGUUGCUGCCUUGGCGAAUGAUACUGUUGGUACUUUGUUAUCUAGAGCCUACUCCAAUAACUCUUCACAAUCCAAAACCAACACUAUCGUUGGAGCAAUUUUCGGAACUGGUACUAAUGGUGCUUACUUCGAAACCUUCGACAAGAUUCCCAAAUUGGACUCUUCGAAAUUCAAAGACAAGACUGGGAUGGUCAUCAAUACUGAAUGGGGCUCAUUUGACAAUACUCUAGAGAUAUUACCAAGCACCCGAUAUGAUAAAAUCAUCGAUGCUCAAACUUCAAACCCAGGAUACCAUCUCUUUGAAAAGAGAAUCAGUGGUAUGUUUUUGGGUGAGUUGCUUAGAGUCACCUUGAUAGACUUGUUCGAGCAAAACCACAUAUUUGUAGAAUUAUUCAAGAGUAGAGGCGGUACAUUGCCCCAUAGGUUGGCUGAACCUUGGUUGCUUGAUGCUGAAGUAUUAUCUUACUUACAAAUUGAUGAUUCAACUGACUUGAAGAUGUCAGAAUUGAUUUUGCAAAACCAUUUGAGAUUGCCAACUACAAAAGAAGAAAGAUUAGUCAUCCAGACUUUGACCAAGGCAAUUGCGCAUAGAGCCGCCUAUUUGUCUGCAGUUCCUUUGGCAGCUAUCGCCAGAAGGGUUGCCGAACAAUAUAAGGAUGAUGAGAACGACUUCGAAUUUGGAUUAGAUGGUUCUGUUAUUGAGUUUUACCCAGGUUUCAAGGAUAGCGUCUUAGAAGCCAUCAAUAUUAUCAAUCCAUUAAAGGGAUCCAACAAAAAGAUACAUUUAAGUAUCGCUAAAGAUGGAAGUGGUGUUGGUGCUGCUUUAUGUGCUAGUACAGCUUUAUAGACUUUUUAGGUCAUUACUCUUUGGAUUAUGUAACACAGCAAUAAAUUACUGAUUUUGGUCUUA
This is a messenger RNA of Yamadazyma tenuis ATCC 10573, 3988 nucleotides long. The record is from RefSeq and is a predicted model, not a curated record. NCBI's taxonomy places the organism in Eukaryota, Fungi, Ascomycota, Pichiomycetes, Serinales, Debaryomycetaceae.